Molecule: messenger RNA, 6012 nt
Organism: Acomys russatus (golden spiny mouse)
Lineage: Eukaryota; Metazoa; Chordata; Mammalia; Rodentia; Muridae
Gene: Ak9
Product: adenylate kinase 9
Exons: 39
Coding region: 9-5741 (1910 amino acids)
Biological process (GO): nucleobase-containing compound metabolic process
Cellular component (GO): mitochondrion; cytoplasm
Molecular function (GO): ATP binding; AMP kinase activity; ATP hydrolysis activity
Source: RefSeq, a predicted model, not a curated record
UUUAUAUUAUGGCUUCUGAAGAGAAGACAGAGGACCAUCCUUUCGCAGAUAUCUUUAAUGAAGAUGAAACUGAGAGAAACUUUUUGUUGUCCAAACCUACUUGCUUUGUUAUAUUUGGAAAACCAGGGUCUGGGAAGACAACAUUAGCCCGUAACAUAGCACAGGCAUGGAAAUGCAUUCGAGUUGAAGCUUUAUCAGUUUUGGAGGAACACAUUGCCACCGAGACUGAGACGGGAACUAUGCUGCAGUCGCUGCUGGUGAGCGGUCACAGCAUCCCAGAGGAGCUUGUCAUCAAGUUGGUCCUGGAGAAGCUCAAGUCUCCCGAAGUCGCUCACUUCGGAUACAUCAUCACUGAAAUACCGUCGCUCUCAUCAGAUACCAUGACCACUUUGAAGCAAAUAGAUUUCGUGAAAAAUUUAGAACUGCAGCCUGAUAUCAUAAUCAAUAUUAAGUGUGGCGACUACGAUUUGUGCCAAAGAGUUUCUGGACAAAGACAGCACAGUGCUACCGGCUACAUAUACACUAGAGACCAGUGGGACCCUGAAAUCAUUGGGAGUCGGAGGAGAAGGAAGAGGGAAGCCCCCAAAGAUGGAAAGUCUGAAGAGGAAGAAGAGGAAGAAGAACAAGAAGAGGAGGAGGCAUUUAUGGCUGAGAUGCAGGUGGUGGCUGAACUUCUCCAACACCUCGUUCAGAGGCCUGAGGAUUAUUUGGAGAACGUUGAGACCACCUUGAAGCACUAUAAGGAAAUACUUCUCAGUGCGUUAGAGGAGGUAAUGGCUGAACACAACCCCCAGUAUCUCAUCGAGGUGGACGGGAAUAAGUCAGCAGAGGAGCUGUUCCUGGCAGUUAUAGAACGGCUUAAAUACUUGAAUCUGAGAAGAGCAGCCGUUAUAACCAAGCUUCAGAGCACAGAAGAAGAAAUGAAUGACAUAUUGGACACUGAAGAGCUGUUCCGUACACUCUCAUCUUACAAGCUCAUUGCACCAAGGUAUAGAUGGCACCGAAGCAAGUGGGCGCGUUCUUGCCCCGUGUCCCUAGUGGAUGGGAACAUUUAUUCAGGAGCAGCAGACUUUUCUGUGAGUUUUCUAGGUAAAAUGUACUGCCUUUCUUCUGAAGAAACAUUAAAAUCGUUUUCCCUGAACCCCCGUCUCUACCUUCUACCACCUAUGCCAAUCCCACCGUGUAAAAUCUUUAUAUUUGGACCCGAGUACUCAGGGAGAACAACACUGGGCAACCUACUUGCAGAACACUUCAAAGCAAAGGUAAUUGACUAUGCCAAAUUUGUCCAGCCUCGUUUUGAUGAAGCCCGUGAGAAACUAAUAAAAGAUACCAUAACUGAGGCUACCAACAGAGCUAUCAAAGCUGUGAAAGAGAAGCUUAUGCUCGACUUGCAAAGCAGAAGGCAAGAGGAGAAGGUCCUAAGGGAACUGCAGCAUACAAAAAAGGAGUACGAGGACUUCAUGGAUUAUAGAAUGUUUAAAGGUUCUGAAGACUUACUGUCCUCAGUGGAUGAUGAAGGGUCCCAGAAACUUAGCUCCUUAGAUAUUGCCGAUGUAGACAAAUCAAAGUCCGAGAACGCCCUCGCUGUGGACACCAACAAAGACGUCUCCACAGAUGAAUUGCUAGAAGACGUGACCGAAAACCACCCAGAGGUGCAGUUCAUGAUAGAGGACACUCUGAGACAUGCCAAAGAUGUGAACUUUGAGCAUCCAUAUGAUAAACAAGCUGAGAUACUAGAGGAAGUCAUCCGGGAGGCAACCAAAGAUAACAAGGAUAGGUUUGCUGGUGCCCCAAAAUAUGGAGGCUGGAUUCUGAAGAACUGCCCUAUGAAUCGAGAACUGUGGUUGGCCUUCAUUGAGAAGGGCAUUGUGCCCGACUUGGUUGUCUCCUUAACAGAUGCAGAAAGCAAUGGGAAAUGUCUAUUAAAUAGAAUGUAUUUAAAAUGUAAGGCUGAAAUUGAUGAUAAGAUUUUACUAAGAUUGAUGGAUGAAUUUCAAAUCAAAAAGAAGGAAGAGGAAGCAAUACAAAAAGCCAAAGAAGAGGAACUGAGACUAGAAGAAGAAAAGCAAAGGCUGGUGGCCACCGAGGACAAGAAAAGAAAAGAAGUUGAAGAGCACGAUAACGAGGCUGAGGAGGAGGUUGAAGGUGAGGAGUUUGAUGGCCGGGAAGAGUCUGAGGCUUCUGAAAUACAAGAGUACACCAGAGGAUCGCUGUUACCUGAGGAGUCCGAAGCAUCUGAGGUCCCGGAAGUAGAGCAAGAAUCUGAACCAGUCCCUGAGCCUCCUGAGGACAUUGCCGCCAAAGCAGAAACUCGAAAAGCAUCCCAAGUGGUCCUUCCAUCUCAAGCAGUAUACGAUACAGAUUCUUUGGAUGGUCUGACUAGAGAUGUGCUUUUCAAAGCUUCUCUUUUUCUCCCUCUUAACUUCUGUUUGAAAGUUGUGAUACCGGAGUUUCCAAAAGACGCUUACCCCAACGUUCCCGAGAUGGAACCACUGAAAGAAGAGCUAAAUAAUUACACUGCCACGUGGAAAACUUUGGAGCAGACGAUCGUGGACAGUUUGAUUCAGAUAUUAACACUGGAUAUUUACCAAAAAACACCAAAGGAUCUGCUUCAAAAAGUAGUUGAAACCAUGGAGAAACCUUUUCAGUAUGCAGCAUGGGAAUUAAAUGCGGAAGAUUAUGAGGAAGAAGCUGAAGACUAUCAGGCUGAAACGGAAGUUGAUGAGGAGCAGGAGGAAGAGGAAGAAGAAGAGGAAGAGGGCGAAGAAAAAAUCAAAGAAAAAAGGAGGCACUUGGGAGAUACAAAACACUUCUGCCCAGUGGUUCUCAAAGAAAACUUCAUUCUACAACCGGGCAACACGGACGAGGUUGUGAAAUACCGAGAGAAGAUAUACUACUUCUCAAAUGCUGAGGCUAAGGAGAAGUUUCUGGAACACCCUGAGGACUACGUGGCCCGAGAUGAACCAUUAAAGGCUCCUCCCUUACGGAUAUGUCUUCUGGGUGCUCAUGGCUCCGGCAAAACUUCAUGUGCAAGAAAGCUGGCAGAAAACUUUGGCAUUUUUCACAUUCAAUUUGAUGAAUUUCUCCAAGAAAAAUUACAGCUCAAGGCCGAAAGGAAAUUUGGACCCGAGUUUGAGGACGAUUCCGAGGAGGAGCAAGCAACAAAGCAGGAACUUGAAGAGCUUGCAGCUCAGGCGAACGUGAAGAUUGAAGAAGAAACUACAAAAAAGCAGCUUCCAAAGGUGACGUUCACAGAAGAGGAAGAAGCAAUCAAGCUGAGUCUCAUGGAGAACGAGGCCCUGCCUACGGAAAUUCUGGACCCCAUGCUCUCUGAGUGGUGGCUUAAAGAACCAAUACGCUCCAGAGGCUUUAUCCUGGACGGCUUCCCGAGGUUCCCUGAGGAGGCCCAGUUUCUAGGGGAGCGUGGAUUUUUCCCGGAUGCUGCCGUCGUAAUUCAAGUCGAUGAUCAAGAUAUCUUCGACCGCCUCCUUCCGGCACAACUUCAGAAGUGGAAGAUGAAACAGCAAAAGAAAUCAGAAAGGAAAAAACUCAUCAAAGACAUGAAGACAAAAAUCAGGGAGGAUAUGAUCGCUAAAAGGAGAGCUGAACUUCUUUCAGAGAGAGAGAAAAAAAAGAAAGGGGACGGUACUUACAGAGAUGAUGAGGAAUUUAGCGACGAAGAGCCUGACGAAGAGGAGGAUAUUGAAAACAUCCUUGAAGAAGAGUUUCCAAAAGAUGAGGAAGAGAUGAGCGAAGAAGACGAGGAACAGGAGGGAGAAGCAACUGAGCGCCUGAGGAGCGAACUGGGGGAGAAGUUUGAAGCCGACACUAAUAAUCUGCAAGUAAUACAGGAGGAAUUCGAGAAGGUUUUGGUACCAAUAAUUACGGUUAACGGAGCUAGGAAAAUGCAUAUUGUACAAUAUGUGUUGAAUUUGAAGUUGAAGCCACUGGUGGAAAAUCGUGCAAGCAUUUUUGAAAAGUGUUACCCAGUGACGUCACACCUCGCUCAUAAAAUGAUCGCCUUUACCUACAAGUACAUGAGCUCAUUUGGCUACUGGGACCCUGUGAAGCUGAGCGAAGGAGACACAAUCAAGCCCGUUGAAAAUGCAGAGAACCCACUUAACCCUGUAAUCCACCGUCAGUAUAUUUAUUUUUUAUCUAGUAAACAAACUAAAGAAAAAUUCAUGAUGAACCCAAUCAAAUAUAUCCGGCAGCCCAAACCCAAAGCUACCAUGCCUGUGAGGAUUAUGAUCGUGGGGCCUCCCAAGUCAGGGAAAACCACAGUUGCCAGAAAGCUUGCAAAUGAAUACGGCUUAAAACGCUUGUCAGUAGGAGAUGCACUGCGUGGCAUGUUAAACAAUCACCCAGAGACGGAGCUGUCACUCAUGUUAAACUGGCACCUUCACAAAGGAAUGACAGUGCCUGAUGAACUGGCUGUUCAAGCUCUAGAUAUUUCCCUGAUGGAAAGUGUGUGCAAUACCAUAGGUGUGAUCAUCGAUGGCUACCCCGUAACCACGCAGCAGAUGAAUCUCUUGGAAGCGAGGUCGAUCAUUCCCAUGGUCAUCUUUGAGUUGGAUGUGCCGUCCAAGGAGAUUUUCAAAAGACAGCUGCUGGAAAAGAAGAGCGAGCAGAAUAUGCCUUAUCCGAUGCACAACAGCACACAGAUCAUAGCUUAUAAGAAUUCGAAGUACCGUAAAAACAUCGGCGAGAUCAGGAAAUUUUAUCAAGAGCAGCAUCAAAAUUGGCACGUGAUUGAUGGGUUUCAUAGUAAGUGGUGGGUGUGGAAUAAAAUCACCAAAGAUAUCCAGCAGAUGAAUAGGUACAUACAGACAUACAUGGAAAGAAUAAAGGAAGGGAAAGCAGCCUGCAUUGACAAAUUGUGUAUCACGCCUGAAGAGCUGAUUUCUCGCCUUGGAGAGUUUGGACAGUUCUGCCCUGUCAGCCUAGCAGAAACUUGCGAAUUAAUUGACUGUUCAGUAACUAGCAGCUUGGAAUUUGCUGCAGAGUUCAGGGGACACUAUUAUAAAAUGAGUUCUCUAGAAAAGCUAAAUAAAUUUCUGAAGGACCCAGAACUGUAUGUGCCUCCCUUGGCACCUCAUGCACUCCCACCUCCUGCCAUGCUCCCCAAAAGGCUGACCCUGUCAGAGCUGAAGAGCCGGUUUCCUAAGUGUGCUGAGCUGCAGGGCUACUGCCCAGUCACUUACCAGGAUGGAAAGCAAAGAUAUGAAGCCCUCGUGCCUGGUAACAUUCAGUAUGCUGUAGAGUAUCGCAAUCGUAUAUUUAUUUGUGAGAGUGAAGAGAAACUCGAGAAAUUCAUGAGGGUGCCGAUGCAAUACUGGGACCAGAAGCUGCCACAGAAACUUCCCCCGCUGAAAGAACCCAUCCACCUCACCAGCCUCCCUCUGCCGGGGUAUCUGGAACAGGGCACAGCAAACUCCCUGAUCAAAGCCAUGAAUGCAGCAGGACGCCUGAAACCCAAGCUGCCCUUCCUGAGUGUGAGGAGGUCUGUUCUCCUCUUUGUAGCCUUUCAUCUCAAAGCAUUUAAUCCCAAAGGUUCCGAAUACUCAAGAAAAAAGUACAAGAAGAAGAUGGAGCAGUUUGUGGAACGAUGCGAACUCAUAACGUACCUCAGUGCCAAGAUGACCCGGAAGUACAAGGAGCCUCAGUUUAGAGCCGUUGACUUUGACCAUAAGCUACAGGCCUUUUUGUCUCUGAGAAACAUAGACCCAGUUACCGAGUAGCUUGCUUAGGUCACAGAGACCCAAAUCCCAACCGUCUCCAAGGGAUAGAGGGAGUUGAGGAAGCAGAAUUAAAAUCUUCAUUUUCCGAAGUGUGUUUCCCUCCUGCCUGAUGCUGCACAGUUACUAGACCUGAGCAGACCCGAAGGCCUAGCCAGGCAGGGUCGCACUCUGAGCGCCUAAGUGUUUAUACAGUUUUCAACCUCAUUGCUUUUUUUCCCCUUGAAUUUUGAUGCUCUCACAAAACAGGCAUUCUGGUUGAGAUAUUAAAAUA